Molecule: messenger RNA, 1895 nt
Organism: Brassicogethes aeneus
Lineage: Eukaryota; Metazoa; Arthropoda; Insecta; Coleoptera; Nitidulidae
Source: the annotation of a GenBank genome assembly
CAGAGACAAGGAAUGUCUGAUUUCACGUGUUUGGUCUGUUAUCGAAGACGAAGAAGAAGAAUAAUUUCGUAAAUGUCAAAUAAGUGUAUGAAUGUUAUUGUUUUGUAAAAAUGUAAAAUGUUGCGCACAUUGCGAGUUAAAUAAUGUUUGUUUAAAAGAAAUGGUUUAUUUUGUAGUUUAGGUUAAGAAGAGAAAUAUUACAAUAUUUUUUUAAAUUUGCCUUAUGGAAUCAUUGCAUUCAAGAAUGGCAGAUGAGUCUCUCGGUUCUUCUGAUGAUAAUUCAACUGAUAGUGAUAUUAUACCCGAUAUACUCGAGAGUGUAAUGCAUACACAACUUCAAAUAAUGAGGCUGGAGUAUUUAAACAGCUCUAGAAACACUUUUCCGAGAAUCAGGCCUUGUCCUCCAAACACCACUAUUCUUAAGGAAAGUGAAUAUUAUGAGCUUACCAAAAAAGCCUGUUCUAUUAUAAGUCCAAAACGAAGACCCCUAAAAAGAUUAAGCAAAAAUGUCGCCAGCUUGAUAUGCAAUAGAGAGACUGGCGUUUACCCGACCACCAAUUUUUCUUAUGCCAACAAAUGUUAUGUCAAUAAUAAAUAUAUUCCCAAUCAUGUAUCCAUAAUCGAUAACACAGUGGGUAGAAUGUUCUGUGGAAUAUAUUCUUCAGAUGGAAAAUAUUUGCUGACAGCUUGCCAAGAUAGAUAUAUUAGAUUAUAUUGCGCAGAGGACGGAUCUUACAGGCAGUUAAAAAGUUUGAGAGCCCAGGAUUUCGGUUGGAGCAUAAUAGAUGUCGCCUUUAGCCCAGACCGAAACAAUUUCGUUUAUACGAGCUGGUCCAACGCCAUUUACUUAUGUUCCGUGCACGACGAGGAAAAUACUCAGGAGGCUUUGACUUUCUUGGACAUGGGCCGAAGGUUUUGCAUAUUUUCUGUGGUAUUUUCAUCGGAUGGUAAAGAGUUGUUGGGGGGUGCAAACGACGGGAACAUUUAUAUUUACGAUCGGGAACAACAUGUGCAAUCUUUAAAGAUAUCGGCGCACGAAUACGACGUGAACAGCGUCGUCUUCGCCGACGACUCAUCGAAAAUAAUCUACAGCGGCGGCGACGACGGGCUGGUGCGCGUCUGGGACCGCCGCACCAUGGACGACUCCCGGCCGCAGCACGUCGGCUGCCUGGCCGGGCACAUGGACGGCGUGACGCACGUCGACUCGCGCCGCGACGGCCGCCACCUCAUCUCGAACUCGAAGGAUCAGAGCAUCAAGCUGUGGGACGUGCGCAAGUUUUCCAGCGAGACGGCCGCGAUGAGCACGAUCAAGACUGCGCAGGAGCAGACGUGGGACUACAGGUGGCACGGGGUGCCGAAAAAACUUUUUGGAAAAAACAAUAAAAUAGACGGCGAUACAUCCAUAAUGACGUACAGAGAACAUGUCGUAACCAAAACAUUGAUUAGAUGCAGAUUUUCGCCGGUAGAAACCACCGGUCAAAGAUUUAUUUAUACAGGCUGUGGUAUGGGUAGAAUAAUAGUUUAUGAUUCUUUGACCGGGAAAGUCCAGCAAAACAUCAAUGGGCACACUGCAUGUGUCAGAGAUGUUUACUGGCAUCCAUACAGAAAUGAAAUAGUCAGUUCAGGGUGGGAUGGAGUAGUCGGUAAAUGGCAAUACAGGGACCCAGAAUAUUGUGAUUAUUUAGAAGACGACAUCAAUGAAAAAGAGUACUUCCACAAUAUUACCACCACCCCUUUAAGAAGAAGUCAGAGAUUAGCGGAUAAAAGAAGCACCCAGAAUAAUGAUUCUUGAUGAAAACUAGAUUUAAUAGGGAAUAAGUGUUCCUAGUUCAUAUUAUCAAAGUUUGAUAUAUUUUUGAUUUAUUAUGUUAAGUUAUGUUGAAAUAAAAUUCUUU